Messenger RNA from Rhizophagus irregularis DAOM 181602=DAOM 197198, 949 nucleotides. The record is from RefSeq and is a predicted model, not a curated record. NCBI's taxonomy places the organism in Eukaryota, Fungi, Glomeromycota, Glomeromycetes, Glomerales, Glomeraceae.
CUGAUUAACUCGAUUCUCUACUAUGGAACCCGAUUUGUACUUGGAAAAAAGGACUACACUUGCUAGUCUUAAUAGUUCAUUCCAACAAAAAUUUAUAUCGCGUCCUUCAACACAAAAUAAUGAAUUGAAUCUUCCUCAACAAAAAAAUGAAUCGAGUUCUCAGGAAGAUUUGAAAUGUCAUGAUCGUAUAUAUUUGAUGCAACAAAAAUCAGAGCAAUAUCGAAAUGAAAUAUCAAGAUUGAAAAAGGCAAUCGAUGUUCGGAAAUCUACUUUAUUAUAUAAUGAACAUAUCACGAAAAGAAAUAAUGCUCUUGAAGAAAAUUUAUUAAAUGUAUAUGAGAUUAUAACAGAAAGUAUUACUCAUUCAUUUGGUUCAAUACGUGAAAUCUAUAAUUUAUUACGACGCGUGAUUGAUGAUGAUGAUAAAGCUCUUGAUAAAGCAAAUGAUGAAGCAAAUAAAGCGAUACAAGAAAUCCAUGGACUUUGUAAAAAGAUAGAUGAUUUAAAACAACAAAAUGGAUUUCCUUGGAGAAUAUUAGAUAAUACGCGUAAUCAAGGUAAGGAUGAAGACGUUAUGGAUGUAGAUGUAAGUAACGAUAAAGACAUGAUCGCAAAUAUAGAUCUGAAAUCUUUGUUAGAACAAUACGAUAAAACAGAAUCUCUCGUUGAUGAAUUAUCGAAUGACCUUGAACAAUUGGAAAAUUCUAAAGAUGAAAUGAUUUUAUGGAAAUUUUCUCACGCGAAAAAUUCUUCAAAUUCACUAUAAUCUUGUUCUUGUCAUUAUAAAAUUCAUCAACGAUAUUAUUUGAACUCAUACCAAUAUCCAAUGUAACUAAUGAGACGUAGAUAAUAUAUAAUUAAUACCUAUCUGUAUUCAAUAUUCUGUAAAAGAGUAUUUAUUGUGUUUAUUUAUAAUUAUAAUAAUAUUAUAUUUUUAUUUAUUUUUUUG